Messenger RNA from Meloidogyne enterolobii, 719 nucleotides. The record is from the annotation of a GenBank genome assembly. NCBI's taxonomy places the organism in Eukaryota, Metazoa, Nematoda, Chromadorea, Rhabditida, Meloidogynidae.
UUCUUCUCCUUGUAUUUGAAAAUUUAAAAAUACCCCUAAAAUUUCUACUAUAAAAACCCAAAGAAAAAGUACCAAAGAAAAAACAUCGUCUACAAUCGCAACGCCCGAACUUAUAAUUUCUAAUGUCGUCUACAAAAAGUGCAAUGGACGCAACUGUAUUUCCGGAUGUUCCUCUCUCACAAACGGAUUUGAUUAUCAUUGGUGGGGUUUUGAUUGGUUUCUUGGUCCUUCUUAGUAUUUUUUACUGCUGUUGUUGCCGUCGAAAGAAGAAGACGUCGCCACAUGAAGUGAUCAUUGUUGAAGAAAUACAAGUAGAGACUUUUUCUGAGCCGCCAAAACGUGUUUCCUCGCAAAAACGCAGCACACCUCAACAAAUUAAAGCGCCACAAAAUCAAAAACCGAAAAGCGUGAAAAAGAAGUCCAAAUCAAAGAAGCCAAAGAAAAAUGCUGGCGACGAACUUCCAGUUAAUAAAGACUUGGCAUUGGCAGCUGGGGUUGUGGUGCCUGGGACUUACGAGGAUAUUGUGGAAGUACCAGUUGGCAAGCCAGAUAAAAAACAACAGCAAAAGGGAGCGGACAAAGGCGGUAAUAAAAAAGGUAAAAACAAAAAUAUAUUUAAAUUUGAAAAAAUUUUUAAAAUUUAUCAGAAGCGGCCGACGAUAUUUACAAUUGAAGAAUUUCUCUCUCUCUCUCAACACUUGUUAAAAUGGAUGUUGUAA